CUGGCGGCACUCGGUGGCUUUUUGUUUGGCUUUGAUACCUCGGUCAUCUCGGGUGCCCUGCUGCUGAUCAAGCGUGACUUUGAGCUGAACACUUUCCAGCAAGAGCUUGUCGUCAGUCUGACCGUGGGCGGCGCCUUUGUCGGCAGCUUGGGUGGCGGCUACAUCUCCACCCGCUUUGGUCGAAAACCCGGAAUCAUGGUCGGCUCGGUGGUCUUUAUCGCCGGUGCUGCUCAACUUACGUUUGCGCCUAGCUGGAUUCAUCUCGCCAUCGGACGCGCUGUUGUGGGCCUUGGUGUGGGCAUCGCAUCCGCCACCGUGCCGAGCUACAUCAGCGAGGCUGCGCCUGGUCACCUGCGUGGCACUCUGACUGUCAUGAAUACUGUCUGCAUUUCUUCGGGCCAAAUGAUUGCCAACGUGGUUGAUGCUGCCCUCAGCCAUACGCCACACGGCUGGCGCUACAUGUUUGCGGUCUCUGCCAUUCCAGCCAUUAUUCAACUCGUAGGCUUUCUGUUCUUACCAGAAUCUCCGCGUUUCCUCGUCUCGAAGCACCGUGUCGACGAGGCCCGCCUUGUGCUCCAGCGUCUACGCGACACGGACAACGUUGAAGAAGAACUUCACGCCAUCACCAGUGCAACCACUCAGGCAUCGGGGGGCCUGAAAGACCUACUCAGCCGUCCUCACUAUCGCCGCAUGCUCUUCAUGGCAUGCAUGCUUCAGAUCAUUAAUCAGGUCACGGGCAUCAACAGCAUCAUGUACUAUAGUUCCAGCAUCCUCAAAAUGGCUGGCAUCCGCUCCGACACGAUGACCAUGUGGAUUUCAGCCGGCAUUGAUGCUGUCUUUGUACUGUUUACUGUGGUGGGGCUGGUACUGGUGGACCGCGCUGGCCGCCGCCCCUUGCUGAUUUGGUCCUGCGUCGCCCUGUGUGUGAGCUCAGUUAUCAUCGGCGUGGCCUUUUUCCUUGCGGAUAAUCGCGCAGCCCCAGCCACGUGGAACGGGGCUGAAUGCGACUUUGGCUCCUGCUACACCUGCUUGCAGCAUGAUGCUUGCGGCUUUUGCGGGUCUGUGUCAGGCGGCAGCUGUAUGAGCCUUACGGCUCAAAGUGUAGCGGGCGACGCUUGCAACGGAAGCUCCUUCUAUUCCAAGGGCACUUUGCCUGACAACAGCCUCGUAUCUGCGGUUUCAGAAUACUGUCCCAAUCGCUAUGCCAAUUUGGCCAUCUUUGGCCUGUGCGCGUACUUGGCCUCCUUCGCCUUUGGCCUCACGUCCAUGCCCUGGAUUAUCAACUCGGAGAUUUUUCCCACCCAUUUGCGUGCCGCGGGCAACGCAUACUCUGCCGCAACCAAUUGGAUCUUCAACAUGGGUGUCUCCCUCUCUUUCCUAUCCCUGACCGAGGCCAUGACAGAAUAUGGCACAUUCUGGCUGUACGCCGGUGUCUGCGUUCUCGCGACCAUCUACUCCGUUUCACAGGUGCCAGAGACCAAGGGCAAAUCUCUCGAGGAGAUUGAGGCCCUGUUUUUACGCGACGAUGAAGAGGCCCCGCUCUUGAGGCACGACAAGCCCUCAUCCAUCAACGCCCACGACGCGCCUUAG
Molecule: messenger RNA, 1590 nt
Organism: Monosiga brevicollis MX1
Lineage: Eukaryota; Choanoflagellata; Craspedida; Salpingoecidae
Exons: 6
Biological process (GO): transmembrane transport
Cellular component (GO): membrane
Molecular function (GO): myo-inositol:proton symporter activity
Source: RefSeq, a predicted model, not a curated record